UAAGAUUAAAAAGUUUAUUCGAACAAAGGUAUAUACAGGAUAUGGAUUACUGUUCCCAAAUUGUUGCAUUCCGUGUGAGAUCUGAGCGAGUGGUAGCUAGAUGCCUAGAUUCCACUUUCCAUAACAUAAUAUCCAUCUUUCUGUGCCGUGUCCAUAUAUACAAACCUUUAUAUAUUUAUAUUCUUAUAAUUAGUUUCUUUCCUCUUCACAGUUCUUUCAGAGUAGCUUAUGUCUAAAAGACAAAGGCCCAACAUUAUAUUCCUCACUAUUCAUCCAUACCCUUGGUCUCUACAAUCAUCACUCCAAUCGGUCCAUUCCCUUACGCUAAUAUUUUCCCGGAAAAUUCUCUGACAAAAUCAAACACCACCCCCUACAUGCUCAAUUUCUUUGAUUCUCUCAAAGCUCGAAACUUUUGCGCAUAACUCCAAAUGGGUCUCAAAGGUUUCGUGGAAGGAGGCAUUGCUUCCGUCGUUGCAGGAUGCUCCACCCACCCUCUCGACCUCAUCAAGGUCCGAAUGCAGCUCCAGGGCGAGACCACCCAACCCGCCCUCGCCUUACACUCUACCUCCACCCACGCGCCGCCGCAUCCUCCCGCUCCCAAAGCCGGUCCAAUUGCCGUCGGCAUCAAGCUUGUGCAACAAGAAGGCGUCGUCGCCCUUUACUCAGGAGUAUCCGCCACCGUCCUCCGGCAGCUCCUCUACUCCACCACCCGCAUGGGCCUCUACGAUAUGUUCAAGAAUAAGUGGUCCGAUCCCAAUGCCGGCGGCAGCAUGUCACUAUCACGGAAGAUCGCGGCGGGGCUGAUUGCCGGCGGAAUCGGCGCUGCGGUUGGAAACCCCGCUGACGUGGCAAUGGUCCGCAUGCAAGCUGACGGAAGGCUCCCGCCCGCCCAACGACGGAACUAUAAUUCCGUGUUGGAUGCCAUCACAAGGAUGGUUAAGAAUGAGGGUGUCACUAGUCUCUGGCGCGGUUCAUCAUUAACGGUGAAUCGCGCAAUGCUGGUGACAGCCUCACAAUUGGCCUCCUACGACGAGUUCAAGGAGAUGAUACUGAAAAAGGGAUUGAUGCGUGAUGGGCUUGGGACCCACGUAACGGCGAGUUUUGCGGCGGGUUUCGUGGCAUCCGUGACCUCAAACCCCGUGGACGUGAUCAAGACUAGGGUGAUGAACAUGAAGGUGGAGCCAGGGGCGGAGCCGCCGUAUUCCGGAGCGUUGGAUUGCGCCAUGAAGACGGUGCGCGCGGAGGGGCCUAUGGCCCUAUACAAAGGAUUCAUUCCUACGAUUACGAGGCAGGGACCCUUCACGGUUGUGCUGUUCGUCACGUUGGAACAAGUUCGAAAGUUGCUGAAAAAUUUUUGAGGUGUACCGUGGUGUCCAAGAACAAGCGAUCCACACAAGAUUUUUGUUUUUAAGACAAAUUUUGUUUAGUCUUAAGAUAGAAUGUGUGUUAUUUAAUUUCUUCCUGUUAUGAUCCUUUAAUUUAGGCCAUGUUGAUUAUGUUGAAGCUAAGGUGCGAGAAAAAGACAUAUGGCGUGAUGAACUUUUGUUUGUUCUAGAAGAAAGAGCAAUAAUAACUUGGAUGUUAGUAUAGAUGAGA
Molecule: messenger RNA, 1596 nt
Organism: Arachis ipaensis
Lineage: Eukaryota; Viridiplantae; Streptophyta; Magnoliopsida; Fabales; Fabaceae
Source: RefSeq, a predicted model, not a curated record